CGUCGAAAUAAACAGUCCUGGUAUGUCUACUCAAUGAAUCAAUAAUGGGAUCGUUUUGGCCACAGCACGGGGCCUUCUUUCGGACGACUGAAGGAGGCGGGGAAUGCAGUAACUGUCAGCGGGCAUUGGAUCAGCUGUUGCCUCUGUGAAGAGAGUUGUCGCUCAUGGCUGCUGGUAGUGGAGCUCUACUAGCAACAAACUCUGGUCAAUUCGCCUGUAAUGCAGCGGGGAAGGGGACCAACACGAGGUGGUGCUAUUUCCGUCCACGGAUCUUCAGUGUGUUGAUGAAACGAAAGCUACUGCCAUUGGCUAGGGGGCAGUAGAAGAUUGCGUUCCUGCUCCACAUGAACACAACCCUGGAGCUGUCGAGCAUUACCGGAGCCUAUUCUGCGGCUGGCGGUUUCUUGGAUGUUGAGUAUGACUGGUCCCCGAAACCAAGAACCGCGCGCCAGUUUAUCCGAGCCGAAGGAACGCUUUCUUCCUUGACGAGCAGUGCUAAAUCCGCUUGCAAACCGGCGCAGGAGCAGAGCUUGACUGGUGGCAAGAAGCGCCUGCCGUCGCGGCAAGAAGGGACGAGGCAACUUUCACCACUCUCUUUGUCCGCAGCAAGAGAGAGCGCCGAAACGUUGGUAGCUGCCGACCCAAAAACUUCUUCCCCGUUCCUGUUCGCCGACAAGAAACUGCGCCGGGGGGAAUGCGGCUCUCAUUCCCAAGCGGCUCCACCUAAGCGAGGUUGUUUGGUACUGUUGCAUUCGAUGAUUUUUCUGCGUAUAUAUGCUUGGUAUUGGUUUUCCUCUUCUGUCGGUUCUUGGUUUUGCACCGCAACAACUGAUGGAGUCACUAUUUCAAUACCGCAGGCCGGCCUUGCACCGCAUCCUAGUUGUCCCGUGGCACCCGUAAUUGGCAAGUCGGAGUCUGCUGCAGAGGUUGUAGCACAGUGUGGAGGUGGACCAAGAGCAGACCAGACGGUCAUUAUGGAGAAAGGGGAACAUCACACCGAAUCGGAAUCGCAGAGAAGAAAAAAAGCGCGGGCGCUCCUGCUGUCUGACCUGCAGGAGGGCGAGCUAGCGGUUUGCCGAGAAGAGCUGGAGCGUGCGGAGACGCGGCGCGGUCAAUUGGAACAGAUUCUGGCGAAGACUGCGCAGGCCUUGGAGUCCAAGGACGCAAGAAUCGCUGGGCUCGUGAAAGACCUGGAGGAUGAGAGCCAAGCAUUCUUUGUCGCGACAAAGAGGUUCGCGGAGACCGAACAGCGGCUCGAGGCAGCCCUUCAAGCUGCGAAACAGAACAAUCACAGCUCCAACGACCUGGAUGAUGGGCCCCCGCCGUUGCCAAACACAGAAAAUGCAUCCUGGUCUCGGGUACAACUCGCCGCAAGAACCGCACAUCAAAAUAAUGCAGAAGAUGACGAGAAACUAGAACUACCAGCACCCAUAACCAGAACAGGAGCAGCUGCUGCGCGUCCUCCUCUAACGAGAGCUACGCAGAGCAGUGGGUCGUUUCUAGCAAACAUGCCAGUGAGAUCGAGUGUCCGUCGGUGCAGCCUUGAAAGUUUGCGUUCGACGGAGGGUCUGCGGCGGUCGACGAUUUUCCCUUGCGACGAGCGGCAGCGGCCGGCAUCUACUUCGCACGACCAUGAGCAGGGGAGUAGGCGGAGUGUUUCUCGAAACACGCUAGGCAGCAAUGCAGCGCUGGUUGGCCGACCGAUUUCGCAUGGUUCUAAAAAUCGUCGGCACGCGGCCGACGAAAUGCCCGCCCUUCGCUGCAAACGUGAUGGUGGCGCAGGAGGUUCCGUCUCGUCUAGACAUUCAAGUCGUCAGGGCACAGACGCGAGUCCGGUGCGACAAAGUGAAACGCAGCUCCAGCCGUUGGCGCUCCUGCACUCGAGCAUAUCGGUAUCCAAUGGCAAGGCUAGUUCCCCGGCGCUUUCAUCUCUGUGUCCAUGCCACCCGACUGCAGGCGUCGCGACCUCCGUCUCGAGAAACGAAUUUUCAACUGCAAACUUUGCUGGGAGGAAGAAAGGCGUGAACAAGAUGGGAAGCUGCAAAGAAAGUUGCUGCGGUGCGUCCAUAUCUUGCCGAGGAGGUCUCGGACAUGACGUCAGGAGGAACCGCCUCGCGACAGGCGGAACCAAUGUUGGAGAAGGUAGUCGUAGCUUUUCUUGCAGCCGAGCCAAAGGAAGUAUUGGUGAUUGUUCUGCGGUGAAACAUCACGAGACGAUACAACAUCAUGAAAGGACUUCUUCUGUGAAUCGCGACCACGACCUGUCCACCUCACCAACAUCUCUUGAUGCGCUCCGUCUCGAGGCGGCGCCGCCGGCGAAACGUGAACAGAUCUGCACACACGAUGUGAAUGACCAGGACGCGGAGUGUAUGGCGAGUCGGAAUGAGUUCGAUCUGCAUCCGUCGAGUCCCGGCGUGUCAUCUUCGAUCAGCAGCAUUCCGCUGAACGACCAAUUGGAGGACACCCGCAGUUUCCGGGCGGAGCAUGACUUGCUGUGGUCGCUUUCCACUGCUCGCGGCGACCGGUUAGAGACCAGAGCGGACGAUUGCAGGUCAACAAGCAGUUUCAUGCCCCCGAGCCGUCUUGCCCGGCCAAAAGUGGGCGCGGCACUGGCGGAGACGACAUUGCCACCUCUUCGCUUGCAGACCGCAGCGAGUGGGCCCCACGGCAACGACGCUUGUGGCGGCACGCGACUGGAAGGAGAGAUAGUACCUCCUCUACUCGAAAAUGAUGAUGCGGGCAGCCUUGACUCUGUGCGAUUUCGAACUCAAAACGAUGAGUGCCUUGCCACGACGAGAAGUAGAAGAACCGCGUCGGCGCAGCAGCUGCACAGCCGCACUUCCGCGGAACUGCUGGAGCAGCGGCAACAGGUGUAUGUGACUUCCGCUCCCGCGUUGCCGCACCUGCAAAUGGAGUCGACAGCGGUUCAUCUCCUUCGAGAAGCGCAUCCGAGUGCAAGCGCAUCGAUCAGGAAGAAUUAUCAAAAUAUCGCACCAUCGGUCGUGGGGACAGGAGAGGUUGGGCAUCCUGUGUCGCACCAGCAAGCUGGUGGUUUGGCCCCUGUUGGUGCGCUGCGAGGUUGCAAGUCAUCAGGCAAGAAGAAGUAUUGCGAUCAGUACCUCUACGGCACGAGUGGCGGCUUGGAAGUCCGACCAGCAAGUAACUACCACUGCAACUCAAGCCACUCGAGCUUCUUUCAGCUUACUCCGGACCUGUCCCCGCGGUGCUCCCCGAAGCCGGUGACGCGGUCCCCGAAACCCUCACUCGGGGGCCAGAACAAGCACGCCUUACCGCACAUCAAUCGGCUACCUCUGUACCAUCGAGAGCACCUUCCGCACGUUCCGGCCGAAGAAGACCUUCCGGAAGGAGCCCACCUACACGGCAGUCUGUCGUCGUCGAACCUGGUGGUCUUAGGGGGGUGUAGCUCCACUUAUUCCCGCAGCGACGAUUUGUACACGAUCGACCUGCUCCGUAAGAGAAAUCUCGUACAGCAGCCUCCGUCGUGCAGUCCGUACACUGCUUCUGCUUCGGAGAAAGUGCAGCAGGUGCGGACGGACAGCAGCUUGUGCUCCGGGCCUUGCUCUACUACUGCAGGGCCACCACAACUAUGUCGGACUUCAACCUCCCCCGCGGGGAACUCUCCCGCUAUCCGCAGGGCCGCGCCGACAGGUGCCGCGGAUCACGUGGAUCCGCUGCGGUGUGCCGUAGAGCACUUUCCGAAGGGAUUCUUUCUGCAGCGAGGCCGGUCGCGUUCGCAGGGGCGUCAGUCUAGAAGUGCCUCUACUGCAUCUUCGGUCCCGCGGCCGCAAGGGACGCCAGUACUAGUACCCGAGACCGCAACUUCUUCGGCUCCUACAGCAGCGUCAAACGUGCAGCUGACCCCCAACAACUACCCCCUUGUUCCAAAGGGUCGCGCUAGCAGUGGAAGCUCCUCGCUGCUCGUUUCGGGGAAGCCCCCCCCGGCGGACCAACUACUUCCACAACACACCAACCGGAGCGGCCACCGGAGCAUGCCUCUACAGCAGAACCGCAGCUGCUCGUGGCGAAAGCGCGUCCGAACGAUGGCCCGAGUGAACGGUGUCCGGGUGCGCGAGCUGCGGGAACUGAACGAUACUCUGGACGAUGUACUGUCACACACCACCACUUCGGACCACGACCCCCACUUACGGUAUGACACCUCCUGCACUCCCAACCUGAUGGAAACGAGUUCCAGCACCCUAGGCGUACUUCCGCCCACACCGGUGCUCGAGCACACGACCGUGCCUCCUCGAGCACACGAGGAGCCAGACUACAGCCACAGACCUACUUAUCGCACGAAAAAAGUGUUUUACUUAUGCAACGAUUUUGCAAGUUUUGCAUCACAGCUUCGUGCAGCUUACACAUGACAAAGAAAACUUGCCAUGCGAGACUCCUAAGGGAAAACUACGCACCUAAAUAUCCACUGUCUUGUAUGUGUAGCAAGACUUAUUUCCAUUCUAUGCGUCAGAAAACAGUUUUUUCUUGCGAUACUACUUGUGCAGCAGCAUCGGGCGGGGAACGGCAUGGUGGAGGCGGAUCUCCUCCUGCUUCAGCUCCUCUUUUACCUCGUUCAGGGGAGCUGCACCACAUCACGAUGAAAAGUGGCGGAGCUGCUGCUGCUCCGACUCGGGGUCGCGAAGACAGCACGGGAACAAGAACUCCGGAAAAUUCUUUUCCGGCCUCUACAACUGUGCAGCUUCCAUUGAUGUCGUGCGGUGGCGCGAGCCAGCAGGGCAGUCGCGCAAGCGAAGGGGACCCGCGGCCAGAAGCAGCAGUGGGACAUCAUGAGAAACGCCACUGCGGCAGUGCCACAAACAACUGUUGCGCCAAGGAUAAGUCGUGCAGUCCUGUGGCAGCGCCAAGAAGCGGGCAAAGUCGAGCACCUCUGGGUCCGGGCGGAGCUUCCUGUGACGGGCUUUCGGUUUCAGCGUCACAUGUGUUGCCAGGACCCUGUUUGCCCUCUACGUCGGAAGUAGUGGAAGUUCCAAAAGCGGCCCCUGAGGUCGUUGAUCUCGGCGAGAGAACGCCUGUGCCGGGAAAAAGGGGCAACGACUCUCCUGGCAAAGCGUUAAAUGGGCUGGGUCUGAAUGGCGGGUCCUGUUUUAAUGAAUCUGGCGCUGAACAAGAAGUACUGGACGCGCAGCUCGGUUGUGAUGUACCAAUGUACUCAAUCGAGAGUCCCCGAUCGGCGCCCAAGGUUGUUGUCACGAACUCCUGUGAUCGUAAUUUUAAGAUUCUGCAAAAAGCUUUGGUCUGCAAUCCAAGAUAA
Messenger RNA from Amoebophrya sp. A120, 5287 nucleotides. The record is from the annotation of a GenBank genome assembly. NCBI's taxonomy places the organism in Eukaryota, Dinophyceae, Syndiniales, Amoebophryaceae.